This is a messenger RNA of Eptesicus fuscus (big brown bat), 1784 nucleotides long. It is a transcript of the gene RILPL1, whose product is annotated as Rab interacting lysosomal protein like 1. The record is from RefSeq and is a predicted model, not a curated record. Gene Ontology annotation, molecular function: protein dimerization activity. NCBI's taxonomy places the organism in Eukaryota, Metazoa, Chordata, Mammalia, Chiroptera, Vespertilionidae. Gene Ontology annotation, biological process: cilium assembly. Gene Ontology annotation, cellular component: cytoplasm; ciliary basal body. The transcript is spliced from 8 exons. Bases 230 to 1468 code for a protein of 412 amino acids.
CACUUGGGAGCCGGAUCCGGGCCGAGCGGACGCCGGCAGCCGCACACGGAGAGCCGCCGGGGCCCCGGGGCCGCCGCUCCACCCCCGCCGAUGCCGGCCGCCCGCCCGGUGCGCCCCCGGCCGAGGGCCCGCUGAGCGCGGCCGGAGGGGCGGCGCGGGGGGCGGGGGGCCCGGCCGGGCGCGGCCCUCGCCCGCGGCAAGUUCGCGAGUUGCACUAGUUGGCGGGGCCAUGGAGGAGGGGGACCGCGGGCCGGCGCUGGCGGCCGCCUCGGCGCUGGAGAAGAACGUGGCGGAGCUGACCGUCAUGGACGUGUACGACAUCGCGGCGCUGGUGGGCCACGAGUUCGAGCGGGUCAUCGACCAGCACGGCUGCGAGGCCAUCGCGCGCCUCAUGCCCAAGGUCGUGCGCGUCCUGGAGAUCCUGGAGGUGCUGGUCAGCCGCCACCACGUCGCGCCGGAGCUGGACGAGCUGCGCCUGGAGCUGGACCGCCUGCGCCUCGAGCGGAUGGACCGCAUCGAGAAGGAGCGCAAGCACCGGAAGGAGCUGGAGCUGGUGGAGGACGUGUGGAGGGGGGAGGCGCAGGACCUGCUGUCCCAGAUCGCCCAGCUGCAGGAGGAGAACAGGCAGCUCCUGACCAACCUCUCCCACAAGGACGCCGGCGAGGCCGAGGAGGACUUCCAGAAGCAGGAAGGCAUGUCGGAGCGGGAGCGGCAGGUGAUGAAGAAGCUGAAGGAGGUGGUGGACAAACAGCGCGACGAGAUCCGCGCCAAGGACAGGGAGCUGGGCCUGAAGAGCGAGGACGUCGAGGCCCUGCAGCAGCAGCAGACGCGGCUGAUGAAGAUCAACCACGACCUGCGGCACCGCGUCACCGUGGUGGAGGCCCAGGGCAAGGCCCUGAUCGAGCAGAAGGUGGAGCUGGAGGCCGACCUGCAGACCAAGGAGCAGGAGAUGGGCAGCCUGCGGGCGGAGCUCGGGAAGCUGCGGGAGCGGCUGCGGGGCGACCCCCGCCAGAACGGCGAGGAGGAGCCCGAGGCGGAGCCCGGCGCGGAGGAGAGCAUCUCGGAGGCCGAGAAGGCGGCCAUGGACCUCAAGGACCCCAACCGCCCCCGCUUCACGCUGCAGGAGCUGCGGGACGUGCUGCACGAGAGGAACGAGCUCAAGUCCAGGGUGUUCCUGCUGCAGGAGGAGCUGGCGUACUAUAGGAGUGAAGAAAUGGAAGAGGAGAAUCGGGUGCUCCAGCCCCCGCCCGCCGUCCACCCGAGAAUGUCCCCCCAGCCCGAGUCCGGGAUCAAGCGACUUAAAGAAGGUCCUUUAAGUGACGGGUUUAGCUUCUUCUCCCGGGACAAGAGGCGCCUGGCCACCACGCAGCGGAGCCCGCACGGCCAGGAGUCCUUCGGCCAGUGGGCCAGCGCCCACCGGGACGACGGCUACACGGAGCAAGGACAGGAGGCCCUGCAGCACCUGUGAGCCUGCCGCCGCCCUCGGACCUGCACCGGAACCCGGCACCGCGGCGCCCGCCACGGCCCCCCGGCGGCCCAGGGCUUGCACACCCCUCGGUCCAGGUGCCCCUCAGAACGGGGCCCUCAGACGGACUGUCCGCUCCGAGGAAGCACGUGGAAAACUUGCCAAACUCUCCGGAGAUGCGUGUGGAUGCCAGGCCCUCCGUGUGAUAGGUGACUGAUCCCUCGGUUUCUAUUGAAUGAGCGUGAGUGGAGGCCGGACGCUGCGUUGACUUCAGUAACACAAGCUUCUUUCAGCCAAAUACACCUCCUGCCACUGCUGA